AUGUGCUAUGACCGUUACGUUUCCAUCUGCAAACCCCUGCACUACGGGACCCUCCUGAGCAGCAGAGCUUGUGCCCACAUGGCAGCAGCUGCCUGGGCCAGUGCCUUUCUCUAUUCAAUGCUGCACACAGCCAAUACAUUUUCCCUGCCCCUGUGCCAUGGCAAUGCCCUGGGCCAGUUCUUCUGUGAAAUCCCACAGAUCCUCAAGCUCUCCUGCUCCAAAUCCCAACUAAGGGAAGUGGGACUUCUUGCUGUCAGUGCCUGUCUGGUAUUCGGUUGUUUUGUGUUCAUUGUUUUCUCCUAUGUGCAGAUCUUCAGGGCUGUGCUGAGGAUCCCCUCUGAGCAGGGACGGCACAAAGCCUUUUCCACCUGCCUCCCUCACCUGGCCGUGCUAUCCAUGUUUAUCAGCACAGCCACAUUUGCCUAUUUGAAGCCUCCCAACAUUUCCUCCCCAUCCCUGGAUCUGGCCCUGUCAGUUCUGUACUCAGUGGUGCCUCCAGCCCUGAACCCCCUCAUCUAC
Molecule: messenger RNA, 519 nt
Organism: Melospiza melodia melodia
Lineage: Eukaryota; Metazoa; Chordata; Aves; Passeriformes; Passerellidae
Product: olfactory receptor 14J1-like
Exons: 1
Biological process (GO): G protein-coupled receptor signaling pathway; detection of chemical stimulus involved in sensory perception of smell
Cellular component (GO): plasma membrane
Molecular function (GO): olfactory receptor activity
Source: RefSeq, a predicted model, not a curated record